AUGGCGUCGAACACUGCACUAAGGAAAAGUGCUGACAAAGCCAUAGGUGAACCCAAGAGCAAUGAAAAUAAUGAUCUUCCUCAGAGGGAAGACAAAGAUCCGGACUUAAUUCUGAGCCAGUACACCCUGGGCUGCCUGACAGUCGUGAACGGAAGUGGACCAGGUGCUGAGAUUGCCUUGGCCAAGUGUGCUAAUAAACUUAACCAAAAGUGGACCUCUGUCGGUGAUGUUCUCAUUUGGGAGGGGAAUCCUUCUUGCUGUCUUGUUCCAGAUUACAAGAAAAAAGUUGUCACGUUAGGUGAUGUCUCGUUAUCGCCACCGCAGUGGGUAUACGAUGCAAAAGAGAGAUUUGUCAUUGAUGAAACAAAUGCCCUUUUCGUUCCUUCAGAAAAGCCAAGGACAGCCGUGACGCUGCGUCCCUUGCAAGACAACCAAAAUGAAAAAUGGUGGAAAUUUUCAGACCUGGACGCCAUGCUGGAUGGAGCUCCGCCAGCUCAGUAUCCAGUUCCAGACACAGACAUAGCUACUUACAAGCAGGAACUUGCAAGAGGAUUGAACAACGAAUUCACCUCAGCGACAGAGCCGCUACCUUACGAAAGAGAUGUUGCUACGUUUCCAGGCAAUGUUCCAUCAGGUACCCCUAGAAUCGACAGAACUCUUGUGCUCGAUAUUUCAGUUCUCGGUCAGAUAAGAGACUUUCGCAUGACAGCCCCUCAAGACUGGCAGGUAACAGAUCUUUACGUAGCUGCAGGCGACGUAGUAGAAAUAAUAUUACCCGGUUCACUAUCAGUGGAAAGAGCUUCACAGAUUGCUGUGAGAGUUGGAGCUCACAUAGACUUUCUGAAGGACACAUCUGCCAAUGUGAAGCAUAAACACCAAUGGAAAAGAAUGCCAAUAGUCACUGAAACAUUUGAGUUGCAACCAGGAGUUAAUAAGAUACGAAGCCAGUAUGGGGGCCAUCUCAUUUUCAUGCUCACAGAGGGAGACAAUUUUAAAGUUGAGGCUGAAGUGAAAAAUGUUGUGGAAUCCCCUUACUUCAGAUCAGGCGAAACAACAACAGCCCAGUGGAAGAAGGAACUUGAAAAAGGGACACCUUACGUCAUUCUUGAGACAGAUAAAGUUGUCGCAGUCAUUGCAGCUUCAGAUGCAAAGAACAUAACUGAUCCAGACUCUCUGAUGAACAGAUAUGAUGAAGUCAUAACCAUGCUUAAUUUUGCAGCCGGUUUUGACGAGACAGAACUUCCACCCAGGGGAAAAUACUGGCUAGUGAAUGACAUCCAAAUAACGGCUGGAACAGCGCACGCUGGAUUUCCAGCAAUGUUCGAUCGCUCCUACUACGACAUGGGCAGCGGCGACACUCCAUAUGACUGGGUAACCUGGCAUGAACUCGGCCACAACUACCAACAGAUGCCUUACUGGGAAAAUGCCUACUUUGUGGAGACUACAGUGAACUUGUUCUCGCUCUACAUCCAGGACCAGUUAUUUGGUGAGGAUCGACUCGAACAGAAGGAUAAAUACAACAAGACAGCAGACGCCGUUGAUGCAGGACUCACCUACGACGAAGCAGAUGUAUGGCAAAAGCUCGUCUUCCUGAUGGAGAUCAAAUACGCCUUUCCCGAAACGGGUUGGGAAAUGUACCGACAACUGCGUAAGGUGACUCGUGCUCUGUGUGAGGAGGACGCAGAGGACCUGAAGAACCCAGGCCAUCGCCAAAAACGGCUGGUUCAUGUUUACAAGAACUUGAGUAAAUCUUAGGGGUCCGACCUGAUUGGGACUUACAAACGCUGGGGUAUUACCAUUUCCCAGGGGGCGCAGGGUGAGAUUGCUGCUCUGGGGCUCCCAAAGGCACCUGAGGAUUUAUCACACAGGACAUAAGUAUGACUUUUCCCUGAACUAAUGUAAACAUACAUCUCUUCUUAGUAAUUAAGUGUAUGACUUUUGCCUGAACUAAUGUAAAAAGGCAUCUCUUUAGUUACUAAGUGUAUUGUUUUUGUCUGAACUAAUGUAAACAUACAUUAAGUGUACGAAUUUUGCCUGAACUAAUGUAAGCAUACAUCUCUUAUUAGUAAUUAAGCGUACGACUUUUGCCUGAACUAAUGUAAGCAUAAAUCUCUUCUUAGUAAUUAAGUGUAUGAUUUUGCCUGAACUAAUGUAAACUUACAUCUCUUUUUAGUAAUUAAGUGUAGGACUUUUGCCUGAACAAAAAUAAACAUAUAUCUCUUUUUAGUAAUUAAAUGAAGUGACUUUUGCCUGAACUAAUACAAAAAAGGCAUCUAUUCUUAGUAAGCAUAUGACCUUUUUGUGAACUAAUAUAACUAGGCAUCUCUUUAUAGUUUGUACGUGUAAAGAGGCCCAUCUAGAAACUAUUUUACGUAAAAAAGAAUUUGCAUUUUCAAACCUCAAUCAUCUGCCUCGAAAAUAUAUUUUAGUUGUAAUUUAAUCUGUAAAGCAACAAAAUAUUUACGAAUUACAACUUACUGAAUCUCCCUCUAGGGAUAAUAGUCUCUGUACAAAAAUGUGUGAAAGUAAAUAUCAGUAUGACGUCUCAACACGGCAUCUGUCAGUUAAAGAAUUUGCCUCUAGAUUAAUGUAGUAUGUAUAGUAAUGUUCAAAUAUCAUGCAUGUUAGAUUGCCAGUUAGUGAUUUUUGAACGAAAUCCUAUGAAGUCAUGUUGCAUGAGUUCUGAGCAUCGCUGUACCUUUUUAAUGAUCAUUAAUAAUAAUAUCAUAAUUGAAUUUGCCUCGCAAGCAUCAUUAUAACAUUCCCCGCAGGAGAUAGUGUCAUCAGUGCACCUCAUGUGGUACACUGUAGGCAUUACUUAAGGUACUCUGCAGCGUGCCUUCGGCCCCCUAGAUGCAACCCCUUUCAUUACUUUUAACUGUACCUCAUUUCAUAUUAUCUUUCUUCAAUCUUACUUUCCACCGAAGCCAUCCCAACAGUGUUCCUUUAUAGAAAACUAAAAAAAACUAUCAUAGCUCUUUCACAAACUAGAAGCUUUAUUCCUCUGGAAAUUCCCUUGGAAAACAAACACUGCAUUGGCGAAAUGGGCUGUAAUGCUUCGUACGAGAAACGAGAAAUGUCUAAAGUGAAAAUAUGUACCCAGCAACCUUCUAAGGAAAACGCCAAUUCUUUACGGUAAGGUUAUUCCCAACGGGGAACUUCCGAGUUUAGAUGGAAUCUUUCACAAUGUUUAUUUAACCGGCCCUUUGGAAAGCCACCCAAGCAAGGAUAACCACGGCGCGGAGGCCAUAAAUCAGUGUCUCGGUGGACACGGGCCAGAUUAACCUUGAUUAUCCGGUCACAAGUUCGUCCUUAAAGGAGGAAUUUGAUGAAACUGGAGAUGGAUGUGAUUUGCUUAUUAUUAUUAUUAUUAUUAUUAUUAUUAUUUUUUUUUUUUUUUUUUUUUUUUUUUUUUUUUUUUUGCUCUAUCACAGUCCUCCAAUUUGACUGGGUGGUAUUUAUAGUGUGGGGUUCCGGGUUGCAUCCUGCCUCCUUAGGAGUCCAUCACUUUUCUUACUAUGUGUGCCGUUUCUAGGAUCACACUCUUCUGCAUGAGUCCUGGAGCUACUUCAGCCUCUAGUUUUUCUAGAUUCCUUUUCAGGGAUCUUGGGAUCGUGCCUAGUGCUCCUAUGAUUAUGGGUACGAUUUCCACUGGCAUAUCCCAUAUCCUUCUUAUUUCUAUUUUCAGAUCUUGA
Molecule: messenger RNA, 3695 nt
Organism: Macrobrachium nipponense
Lineage: Eukaryota; Metazoa; Arthropoda; Malacostraca; Decapoda; Palaemonidae
Product: TRPM8 channel-associated factor 2-like
Exons: 2
Coding region: 1-1755 (584 amino acids)
Source: RefSeq, a predicted model, not a curated record